This is a messenger RNA of Camelus dromedarius (Arabian camel), 1508 nucleotides long. RefSeq names its product heat shock protein family B (small) member 2 (gene HSPB2). Lineage: Eukaryota; Metazoa; Chordata; Mammalia; Artiodactyla; Camelidae. Gene Ontology annotation, biological process: response to heat; protein refolding; negative regulation of apoptotic process. The transcript is spliced from 2 exons. The record is from RefSeq and is a predicted model, not a curated record. Gene Ontology annotation, molecular function: structural constituent of eye lens. Gene Ontology annotation, cellular component: nucleus; cytoplasm. Bases 763 to 1311 code for a protein of 182 amino acids.
AACUGGCUCAGGAAUCCCAAGCAGGCGGGCAGUGUGCCCCUCCUCCUCCUCUCCAGCCUAGGAUGCCAAGGGAAUGCGGCCAGCAACUAUCUUGGGCCUGGGCAGGAACUGGAAUCUUCCUAGGCUGGGCCCCAGGGACAUUAACUCUUUGCGGGUCCCUGGAGGAGAGCCGUGAUCAUCAACAUGUCACUGACAGGUUUCCUGUGGUGCCCUGCGUUGCCCAGAGAGGACCCUGACAUCAAUUUAGGCAGAAAGGCCCCUCACCUCAUCUCAGAGAAAGAGUAGAAAGUUUCUUGCUUGUUUCGCUUUAUGUGGCUGGCAGAACGUUAAAUGCAGGGGAAUUCUGCGGAACAGGGUGCCGGCUGCCUGCGACCGAGAAGAGAUGGUGUGGAAAAUGUGCACUGUUGGUGAGGGUCUCAGCGAGCCUCUCCAGGGCCUCCAGCCCCAGCCUCGCGUCGCCAGCUGGCUCCCCAGCCAGGACCCCCAGCUGUCCUCUCCGGGAAGGGAGGGGGGAGAGGGGGGAGGCUGCGACAGCUGAAGAGGGUGCGGGGGAGGGGACGGGGGGUCCAGGCAGCGCGGGCCACACGUUGUAUCGCCGCGGGCUCCCCGCCCCUCCCCCUGCCCUCGGGCUCCGCACUAUUUUGGGUGGUGUAGACCCCGCCCCCGCCUCCGGGUGCUCGCGGGCCCUCGGGCAGCUGCAGGGGUCCCGCCGCGCCUGUUCGGGCUGCACCUCCGACCGGGGCCGCCGGCGCGUCCGCAGCCAUGUCGGGCCGCUCGGUGCCACAUGCCCACCCGGCCACCGCCGAGUACGAGUUCGCCAACCCGAGCCGCCUGGGCGAGCAGCGCUUCGGAGAAGGCCUCCUGCCAGAAGACAUCCUGACCCCCACCCUCUACCAUGGCUACUAUGUGCGACCCCGGGCCACCCAAGCUGGGGAGGGCAGCAGGGCAGGGGCCUCUGAGCUUCGGCUCAGUGAGGGCAAGUUCCAGGCAUUCCUGGAUGUGAGCCAUUUUACCCCAGAUGAGGUGACCGUGAGGACUGUGGACAACCUGCUGGAGGUGUCUGCCCGGCACCCCCAGCGCCUGGACCGCCACGGCUUCGUGUCCCGGGAGUUCUGCCGCACCUACGUCCUGCCUGCUGAUGUUGACCCCUGGCGGGUCCGCGCUGCUCUCUCCCACGAUGGCAUCCUCAACCUGGAGGCGCCUCGGGGUGGCCGACAUUUGGACACAGAGGUCAAUGAGGUCUACAUCUCCCUGCUCCCCGCACCUCCUGACCCAGAGGAAGAGGAGGAGGCAGCCAGUGUUGAGCCCUGAGUGCCACAGACCCAGCACCCAGUGAACCCCUUUCUAGCUCCCGUGGUGAUACAGCAGCUGCUCACCACCCAGAGGUAGCAGCAUCCUUGCGGGAGGGAGAAGUGCGUGGUCCACAAUGUAUGGUUUGGUCCCUUGGGACGUGUCAUAGCAUUUUCCUCUAGUUUUGGGUGGAGCUGAAUAAACCCAAAUCUCAGGGC